AAAGUCUACAGGACAGCCGCAGACAUGUGUCUUGAAAUCUCGAGCCAUUGAACUCUCACUUACCUCGCCCUCACCCCGCGAGAAAGGGAGCUCCAGCGCACACUUGUCCAUUUCAAGGCGUCAGCCAAGCUGUGUUACUAUUCCAAGAACAGCUUACGCAGCUCGCAAGACCCCAUAUACGCCCACAUCAGCAACGAUUAGUUGGGGGAAAGAGACAGUUUCGCCGGGGAUUUUUGCAUGAGCAGGCACAGCAGCACCGCUGCGUGGAGAGAAGCGCCCGUAAAUACGUCUGGCCGCUAUGGCCGGUCGGCCUCCAGGUGGACCGCCGUCUCACGAUAACUUGAUCGACUUCGACGACCAACAGCCCACAUAUUACUCCGGCGCGCGCGCACCCGUAAACGACGACGACCUGCUCGACCACUAUGACAUAGACAAUACGGACACGGCGCCGCAGGGACGGCCCUCGGUGUCGUAUGACGAGUUCGUGGGAGGGGGAAGGUCGACGGCGGGCCUCCCCGGAGCGCCUGGCGCGUCUCUGGGCGCAUCGCCGUAUCUGCAGGGGAACAGGGCGCAUUCACAGACGUCGGACCUGAACAACUACCAGAGAUACUCAGACGCAGAUAUACCCAUCGACGAUGAUCGCUCGGCGCAAGGCUACUAUGCCACUGGAGGUGCCUACGAGCCACCGUCGCCAGACGUACGUCGUGGAAACUCCAAGAACAGCCACAACAGGAAUAGCGUUCUGACGCUGGGAGGGGGUCUCACCGGCCGGGUCAAGAGCAUGUUUGGACGAGGCUCGGACUAUUCCGAGAUGGACCUGCCGUUGACGGAGCAUGCGGCGCACAACAACCAGCCACCCCCAAGCGCCUACGACGAUGGCCAGUCUACCAAGACGAAAAAGCGCACACCAGGAAAAUUCAAGUUUGGAUUUGGACGAGGAGCACCGGACCCGUCGACAUUGGGACCCAGGAUGAUCCAGCUGAACAACCCCGCCGCGAACCUGGAGCAGAAAUACGUCGACAAUCACAUUUCCACCACAAAAUACAAUGUCUUUACUUUUUUCCCAAAAUUCUUGUACGAACAGUUUUCAAAGUACGCGAAUUUGUUCUUCUUGUUUACAGCUGCUUUGCAACAAAUACCCAAUGUCUCACCAACUUCGCGAUACACGACUAUCGUGCCGCUUAUGAUCGUCCUGCUCGUGUCGGCUGUCAAGGAAUAUAUCGAAGACUAUCGGCGGCGGCAGUCGGACGCACAGCUGAACAGCUCCAAGGCGCAGAUUCUGAAGGGAACGGCGUUUGAGGACGCGAAAUGGAUCAAUGUUGCGGUUGGAGAUAUAAUUCGAGUCGAGUCGGAGCAGCCUUUCCCCGCUGAUCUAGUACUCCUCGCUUCGUCCGAACCUGAGGGUCUGUGCUAUAUCGAAACGGCGAAUCUGGACGGAGAGACGAACUUAAAGAUUAAGCAGGCUAUUCCUGAGACGGCGGAUUUUGUCAGUGCAGCCGAGUUGGGCAGACUCGGUGGGAAGAUUCGGUCUGAACAGCCCAACAGCAGCCUGUACACGUAUGAGGCGACGUUGACCAUGGCCACUGGAGGAGGAGAGAAAGAGCUGCCUUUACAACCAGAUCAACUACUUCUGCGUGGUGCUGUUCUCCGAAAUACCCCUUGGAUCCACGGCGCCGUCGUCUUUACAGGACACGAGACGAAGUUGAUGAGAAACGCAACCGCUACGCCGAUCAAGACAACUGCGGUGGAAAGAAUGGUCAACAAGCAGAUCCUCAUGCUUGUCGCGAUUUUGAUCUGUCUUAGUAUUAUCAGUUCCAUCGGCGACGUUAUCAUUCGAUCGUCUCGGGGCGGCAGUCUGGGCUAUCUUGUGUUGGGCACUUUCAAUGGCGCCCAGCAGUUCUUCCUUGAUCUUCUGACGUACUGGGUUCUGUACUCGAAUUUGGUGCCCAUUUCGUUGUUUGUCACGAUCGAGCUUGUCAAGUACUAUCUGGGCACUCUGAUUGACUCUGAUUUGGAUAUCUAUUACGAACCUACAGAUACUCCUGCGAAUUGUCGGACUUCGUCGUUGGUGGAAGAGCUGGGUCAGAUCGAGUACAUCUUUUCGGACAAGACGGGUACCUUGACAUGCAAUAUGAUGGAGUUCAAGCAGUCGUCGAUUGCAGGUAUCCAGUACGCCGAUGAGAUCCCUGAAGACCGAAGAGCGACCAUGGAAGAUGGACUCGAGGUUGGCAUCCACGAUUUCAAGCAGCUCGAACAACAUCGUCAAAGCCAUAGGAACAGUUACAUCAUCAACCAUUUCCUUACGCUGCUGUCGACAUGUCACACGGUUAUUCCUGAGAGAGGCGGCGAAAAGGAUGCGAUCAAGUACCAAGCUGCUUCUCCUGACGAAGGCGCGCUAGUCGAAGGAGCCGUGCAGUUAGGGUACAAGUUUGUUGCACGAAAACCGCGAGCUGUCAUCAUUGAGGUGGAGGGCCAGCGACGGGAGUACGAGCUCCUUGCUGUAUGCGAAUUCAAUUCGACAAGAAAGCGAAUGUCUACCAUCUUCCGCACACCAGAGGGCAAGCUCGUCCUCUACUGCAAGGGUGCUGACACAGUCAUUCUGGAGCGACUUUCCAAAGACAAUCCAUACACGGAGACGACUUUGACGCAUCUGGAAGAAUAUGCUGCUGAGGGUCUCCGCACGCUCUGUCUUGCUAUGCGCGAGGUUACUGAAGAUGAGUUUCAGCAGUGGUGGAAGGUGUUCAACACGGCGCAAACAACCGUCAGCGGGAACCGUGCCGAGGAACUGGACAAGGCUGCUGAACUCAUCGAGCACGAUCUCACUCUGCUUGGAGCGACCGCCAUUGAGGAUAAAUUGCAGGAUGGUGUACCGGAUACUAUCGCCACACUGCAGUCUGCUGGCAUCAAGAUCUGGGUCUUGACUGGAGAUCGUCAGGAGACUGCCAUCAACAUUGGCAUGAGUUGCAAACUGAUCAGCGAGGAUAUGAGUCUCCUGAUCGUCAACGAAGAAGACAAGGAGUCAACGAGAGACAAUAUCCGGAAGAAGGCUCAAGCCAUCGCAAACCAAGGUGCAGGUGGAGCCGAAAUGGACGUCCUCGCUCUCGUCAUCGACGGAAAGUCUCUCACCUACGCGCUCGAGCGAGACCUUGAAAAGGAGUUCUUAGAUCUGGCUAUCAAGUGCAAAGCCGUCAUCUGCUGCCGCGUCUCCCCGCUACAAAAAGCCCUCGUCGUCAAGCUCGUCAAACGCCAUCUCAAAGCCAUCCUCCUCGCCAUCGGCGACGGCGCAAACGACGUCUCCAUGAUCCAAGCCGCCCACGUCGGCGUCGGCAUCAGCGGCGUCGAAGGCCUCCAAGCAGCCCGCAGCGCCGACAUAUCCAUCGGCCAAUUCCGGUACCUGCGCAAACUCCUCCUCGUCCACGGAGCGUGGAGCUACCAACGCGUCAGCAAAGUGAUCCUCUACUCCUUCUACAAGAACAUCGCCAUGUUCAUGACACAGUUCUGGUACGCGUUCCAAAACGCCUUUUCGGGGCAAAUCAUCUACGAAUCCUGGACCCUAACCUUCUACAACGUCUUCUUCACCGCCGCGCCCCCCUUCGUAAUGGGCAUCUUCGACCAGUUCGUCAGCGCGCGUCUCCUCGACCGUUACCCGCAACUCUACCGCCUCAGCCAGUCGGGCGUCUUCUUCAAAAUGCACUCCUUCUGGUCCUGGGUCGCAAACGGCUUCUACCACUCGCUGAUUCUGUACUUCGGCUCGCAAGCCUUCAUACUCUGGGACUGGCCGCAAUGGGAUGGUCUGAAUGCAGGACACUGGGUCUGGGGCACUGCAUCGUAUACCGCGAAUCUCGCUACCGUCCUCCUCAAAGCUUCACUCAUCACAAAUAUCUGGACCAAAUACACUUUCCUCGCUAUCCCCGGCUCGUUCCUCCUCUGGUUCAUCCUCAUGCCGCUGUACGCGUACGUCGCGCCCAUGGCGGGCAUCAGCACAGAGUACGUCGGCGUCAUCGAGCGUCUCUUCCCCGACCCGCGUUUCUGGGCUAUGGUCAUUGUGCUCCCGCCCCUGUGUCUGAUACGCGACUUUGCCUGGAAGUACUGUAAGCGCAUGUACUUCCCGCAGUCAUACCACCACGUACAAGAGAUACAAAAAUACAAUAUUCAGGACUAUCGACCGCGGAUGGAGCAGUUCCAAAAAGCAAUCCGCAAAGUGCGCCAGGUGCAGCGUAUGCGCAAACAGCGCGGAUAUGCUUUCUCGCAGACGGAUGAGUCGCAGGCGAGGGUGCUGCAGGCGUAUGAUACGACGCAGGAGCGGGGGCGGUAUGGCGAGAUGGCGAGUUCAAGGAAGUGAGGGUGUGGG
This is a messenger RNA of Dothidotthia symphoricarpi CBS 119687, 4351 nucleotides long. Its product is annotated as phospholipid-transporting ATPase-like protein. The coding region runs from base 299 to 4342 and encodes 1347 amino acids. The transcript has 2 exons. Lineage: Eukaryota; Fungi; Ascomycota; Dothideomycetes; Pleosporales; Dothidotthiaceae. Gene Ontology annotation, biological process: phospholipid translocation; post-Golgi vesicle-mediated transport; intracellular protein transport. The record is from RefSeq and is a predicted model, not a curated record. Gene Ontology annotation, molecular function: ATP hydrolysis activity; ATPase-coupled intramembrane lipid carrier activity; magnesium ion binding. Gene Ontology annotation, cellular component: plasma membrane.